Brassica oleracea var. oleracea is the source of this 606-nucleotide messenger RNA. RefSeq lists its product as uncharacterized. The record is from RefSeq and is a predicted model, not a curated record. The coding region runs from base 1 to 606 and encodes 201 amino acids. The transcript is spliced from 2 exons. Gene Ontology annotation, molecular function: nucleic acid binding; zinc ion binding. Lineage: Eukaryota; Viridiplantae; Streptophyta; Magnoliopsida; Brassicales; Brassicaceae.
AUGACGGAUCAGAAGAUGAAGGCUCUGUACACACAAAUCCCUUUGCACGACGCAGUCGUCAUGGUGUGGAACGCCGUCAUGAUCGUCACCAUCAUGAAGAUGUGGAACGAGCGCAUCCACCCGAUCAACGGUUCACGCACAGUAGACGACUACGUGGAGGAGUUCUCUCUUCUUCUCACAGGGACCGACAUCUACGACAGCGCAGAACAACUUGGUUCACGAUUCAUAGGUGGUCUUCGUCCUCAACUACAAAACGCGAUGGCUCAGUUCGACCCAACAACACUCGCCGAGGCACAUCGACGAGCUGCUACGUUCGAACAACUACAGAAAACUUCGACGUGGGGGAAUCAAUCAUCUCGCUCACGACUAACAGAGCAAAAUAAUUCGCAACCUGCACCAAAAGAAGCCGAGACAACAGCUCAACCAGGUCGUACGACCACUCAACCUGAGGAAAAUUUGCGACGCUCAACUCGCAUUCCCUCGCUAAAGUGCUACACUUGCGGUGAACCGGGACACAGCAAAUCGGCAUGCCCUAAUCAAAGUCGUCGGGGACUAGUUAUCGAAGAAGCAAACGACGAGGAUCCAGUCAAUGAUUCUUACGGAUAG